Molecule: messenger RNA, 785 nt
Organism: Paramecium pentaurelia
Lineage: Eukaryota; Ciliophora; Oligohymenophorea; Peniculida; Parameciidae
Source: the annotation of a GenBank genome assembly
AAUGAAUAAUAAUAUCAAAUUUUGUUAAAUAGUUAAAGAUUAGUAAUUAUAAUUUAAUAAUAAUCCAAUUUAAGAGUAAGAUUAAUGGUUUAUUACUUAUGGAGAAUGUGCAGUAUAAUUAAUUUAAUUAUAAUAGUCUGGAAAAACAACUGCUAUGUUCAGGGAAGAUGGAGUUAUUGAAUAAAUUGGUUAAAUGUACAUAAAUAAUAAUAAACAAUAAAAUGUUUCAAUUAGUAUGAUUGAAAUAAGAAAGAAUAAAUUAAUUGAUAUGUUAACUUAAUAGGAAGUUAAAUUAAUAUAAUCAAAUGAGAGUUUUAAUUGUAUGAAUUUAAAAAAGAUCUCUAUAUAGAAUAUGGAUCAAUACUUAUAAAUUAUUUAAUCAGGUUAUGAGAAUAGAACUUAAUAAAAUGGUCUUAUGAGUAAUAUUUCUACAAUAUAUCCUUUGAUAAUUAAAUUAGAUUUUGGAAAUUUUGCAAUUCAAUUUGUUGAUUUAGUAGGUUCUUAAAAAUCUAAAUAUUGUUCACCUAAUAUGUUAAAUGAAAGUAAAAAUAAUUAUUAAAAUAAUAGUAAUAUUUAAUAAUACAGGAUUAAGUCAAAUUGAAUGUAUUUUGAAUACAAAAGAUGAAACUUAGAGAUUAUUAUUAUGCAAUACACAUUUAAUAACAAAAGUGUUAAAAAAUGCAUUUCGUAAUAGUUCAUUGACUAAUUUGAUUGUAUGUGUAUCUGCUGCUAAUAUUUAUGAAAAGGACACAUUGAGAAUUUUGAAACAAAUUUAAGGAUUAUGA